This is a messenger RNA of Akanthomyces muscarius, 768 nucleotides long. RefSeq lists its product as uncharacterized. Gene Ontology annotation, cellular component: nucleus. Gene Ontology annotation, biological process: poly(A)+ mRNA export from nucleus. The record is from RefSeq and is a predicted model, not a curated record. Lineage: Eukaryota; Fungi; Ascomycota; Sordariomycetes; Hypocreales; Cordycipitaceae. The coding region runs from base 1 to 768 and encodes 255 amino acids. The transcript has 2 exons.
AUGGCCGACUACGCUUCGAUGAAGGUGCCAGAGCUGAAGAAGCUCUUGGCUGAGCGCAAGCUCGCCCAGACAGGCAACAAGGCCGAUCUGAUUGCUCGCCUCCAAGAGGAAGACGACAAGCCCGCUGGCGAUGCUGAGGCCAAACCUGCUGCCAAAGACGACGAGAUCACGUACAGCGACGACGAAGGUGCGAAGCCCGCCGCCGCCGCUCCCGCUGCUCCCGCCGCCACUACAGAGACUGCGCCUGCAGCCGAUGCUGCGCCCAAGGAUGCUGCCACGGACGAGACAAAGCCUGCCGAGGCUGAUGCCGCGGCCGCUCCCGCUGAUGCUCCCGCCGAGCCCGUCGCGCCGCCUCCCUCGUUCGCCAUGGGCCUCUCCUCCACGACCGCCGACGAAGAAGCCAAGAAGCGUGCCGACCGCGCGAAGCGAUUCGGCAUCGAGGAGGACAACGACGACGCCAAGAAGCGCGCCGAGCGCUCCGAACGCUUCGGCCUCGAGGAAAAAGACGUCUCGGGCCUCGACUCGGCGCUGCCCGAGCGUCCUCUGAAGCGCGGCCGCGGCCAGCACCAGGACGGCCAGCGUCCCGGAAAGCGCCAGAGCACAGAUCGCAGAGGAAACGACCGCCGCAAUGGUCGCAAUGGUCGACAGGGCGGCGGUGGUGGUGGUGGCGGCGGCGAUAACGCUCAGUCAAAGGGCUCUCGGAUUCUGACUGAUCCUGCUGAAAAGGCCAAAGCUGAGAAGCGUGCUGCUCGAUUUGCUGCUGCUUGA